Molecule: messenger RNA, 1914 nt
Organism: Ciona intestinalis (vase tunicate)
Lineage: Eukaryota; Metazoa; Chordata; Ascidiacea; Phlebobranchia; Cionidae
Source: RefSeq, a predicted model, not a curated record
UACUGUGGUAUCGAAAAACAGUACGGUUUGGUCUGCAAAUGUAUUGUAGUAUUAUACGGACGUGUAGAUUUUUUUACUGUAGAUUUUAAUUUAGUGACAAACGUGACGUAAGGAUUGUUUUAAUGAAAAAGCUUAGCUGAUGUUGAAACUGUUGAAAAGAUACAGCUAAAAGUGCAUGCCCAUAUAUAAUAUGAAAGUACGUUUUUGCCCUCCUGAAGGCAUAAUGAAAAACUAUGAAAAAUCUCGUGACUGUUUUAUGUACGUGCGUUAUUACAAUGGUAUCUUACCCCAACCUAUACUACUGCUGCUUAUUAUUUAACAUUGUCAUUUUAUCUACAGAAAGACAUAGGAUAAUAUGUAGUACUUUGUCUGUUUGUAUGUCUGGAUAUUGUAGUCAUGCACCAUUGCUGACAAAAUGGUAGAAAAUCAUAUUGGAGACCAACGGAGGGUCAUCUUUUCGUUCUUACUGUUUGUACUUUCAAUAUAUUUGAAUUUCGCUGGCUUUGGAUCUUUACUAUGUCUACAGACAAGUAUAAACAUAGAGGACGGUGUAGGAGCCGCUUCUAGCACAGCUGCUUACGCAACUUCUACAAUACUCGGUUUGGUGCUAACUCCAUUACUUCUACUCAAGUUUGAAACCAAAUACGUUUUGGUUGGCUGUUCUAUAACUUACUUAUUGUAUGUGCUCGCAAACUAUUUCCCAGAGGCAUACGUACUUAUACCAGUUGGAAUUUUAAUGGGAAUCGGAGAAGCAACGAUGUGGCCUGUUAUGUUUGUAUAUGUUGUUCAUUAUGCGAAGCAAUUUGCAAGUUUUGGUACCAAAGAUACUGCGGCAGUGAUUACCAGGUUUACUGGAUACUUCUUCUUUGCUUACCAGCUCAGCGAAACCACUGGCAAUUUACUGAGUUAUGCAAUUCUAUACGCCGGCAAAACCAUCACCGUAAACGAAGGCAAUUCUACUGUGAACUCCGCCGUUGACUUAUCCGUAUGUGGGGCCAAUGACUGCCAGUACCCGAACGUAACGAACGCCAAUUUGAAUCAGUACGUUCCACAGUCAAAAUCUGUGCUUUACGCUAUGAUAGGAGUUAUGGCGUUUCUGAUAUUGCUUGCACUUGGAAUCAUGUUGUGUCUUGUACCAAAAAUUUCGUUGGAAAAUCACGACAACGAAUUGGAACUGUGCCCUACUGAGAGCAAUUUAAUCUCUAACAAUAGCGAAAAAGACGUUAAUAAACCUAAAGAGAGCAAUUUACAGUUUACAAAAAGGACACUCAAAGCAGCCAUGAAACAACUUUUAGAUCCAAGACAAUUGUUGAUUACUCCGAUCACGCUGUACAGUGGUCUAUACAUGUCUUUUAUGUUCGCAGAAAUGCCAAGAGCGUAUUCAUCUUGUAUGUUAGGCGUUACACAGUCUGGGUUAUGUCUUGCAAUCAGCCACACCUGCAGUGCUAUUACGUCUCAUUUCGGGUGUAAACUAGCCAGCAAAAUCGGACGAACUAUACUUUUGAUCGCUGCAUUUUUCAUCGAUAUAGGAAUAUACGCGUUCCUUCUAUUUUGGGUCCCUGCGUCAUCAACCACGUGGUUAGUGUACGUCAUUUUUGCAGUGGUUGGAAGCAUGGACGGUGUAUGGCAACCACAAAGUAACGAAAUACACACUGCCCAUUUUCCUGAAAACCACAUGGCUUUUGUUAUAUGGAGUUUAUGGACCACACUUGGUAUAGCCAUUCAAUACGGUUGGAGUACGAGUUUGUGCGUAUACGUGAAGAUCUAUAUACAGAUUGGUCUUCUAUGUUUUUCAAUGCUAUGUUAUGGUAUUGCUGAAUUUCGAAUUCGAAAAGUACGACGAAGAACACAUGAAACAAGUUCGCAGAUAACAAUAUAAACCUAGCUACCUAAUUGUGAACUUUUAGAUCUGUU